Messenger RNA from Saccharomyces cerevisiae S288C, 3348 nucleotides. RefSeq names its product bifunctional endoribonuclease/protein kinase IRE1 (gene IRE1). Bases 1 to 3348 code for a protein of 1115 amino acids. The transcript has a single exon. Gene Ontology annotation, biological process: fungal-type cell wall organization; mRNA processing; endoplasmic reticulum unfolded protein response. Gene Ontology annotation, cellular component: endoplasmic reticulum membrane. Lineage: Eukaryota; Fungi; Ascomycota; Saccharomycetes; Saccharomycetales; Saccharomycetaceae. The record is from RefSeq and is marked reviewed. Gene Ontology annotation, molecular function: ATP binding; RNA endonuclease activity; protein kinase activity.
AUGCGUCUACUUCGAAGAAACAUGUUAGUAUUGACACUGCUCGUUUGUGUGUUUUCAUCCAUCAUUUCAUGCUCAAUCCCAUUGUCGUCUCGCACCUCAAGGCGGCAGAUAGUGGAAGAUGAAGUUGCCUCCACUAAAAAGCUCAAUUUCAACUAUGGUGUGGAUAAAAAUAUAAACUCGCCCAUUCCUGCUCCAAGAACCACUGAAGGUUUACCAAAUAUGAAACUCAGCUCAUAUCCAACUCCUAACUUAUUGAAUACUGCUGAUAAUCGACGUGCUAACAAAAAAGGACGUAGGGCUGCCAAUUCUAUAAGUGUACCCUAUUUGGAGAAUCGUUCCUUGAACGAACUGAGUUUAUCAGAUAUACUAAUCGCAGCCGACGUUGAGGGUGGACUUCAUGCUGUAGAUAGAAGAAAUGGUCAUAUCAUAUGGUCAAUCGAACCAGAAAAUUUUCAACCUCUGAUAGAAAUACAAGAACCUUCGAGGUUAGAAACAUAUGAAACGUUGAUUAUAGAACCUUUCGGUGAUGGGAACAUUUACUACUUUAACGCCCAUCAAGGGUUACAAAAACUGCCUUUAUCCAUACGACAACUUGUAUCAACUUCCCCGCUGCACUUGAAAACAAAUAUUGUGGUUAAUGACUCUGGAAAAAUUGUUGAAGAUGAAAAGGUCUACACUGGAUCGAUGAGAACUAUAAUGUAUACUAUAAACAUGUUGAAUGGUGAAAUUAUAUCAGCGUUCGGACCUGGUUCAAAAAACGGGUAUUUCGGGAGCCAGAGUGUGGAUUGCUCACCUGAGGAGAAGAUAAAACUUCAGGAAUGUGAAAAUAUGAUUGUAAUAGGCAAAACUAUUUUUGAGCUGGGAAUUCACUCUUAUGAUGGAGCAAGCUACAAUGUCACUUACUCUACAUGGCAGCAAAAUGUUUUAGAUGUUCCCCUAGCGCUUCAGAAUACAUUUUCAAAGGACGGCAUGUGCAUAGCGCCUUUCCGUGAUAAAUCAUUGCUAGCAAGCGAUUUAGAUUUUAGAAUUGCUAGAUGGGUUUCUCCGACAUUCCCCGGAAUUAUUGUUGGGCUUUUCGAUGUGUUUAAUGAUCUCCGCACCAAUGAAAAUAUACUGGUACCGCAUCCCUUUAAUCCUGGUGAUCAUGAAAGUAUAUCGAGUAACAAAGUUUACUUGGAUCAGACUUCGAACCUCUCCUGGUUUGCAUUAUCUAGUCAGAAUUUUCCAUCUUUAGUCGAAUCAGCUCCCAUAUCAAGAUACGCUUCCAGUGACCGUUGGAGGGUGUCUUCAAUUUUUGAAGAUGAGACUUUAUUCAAGAACGCAAUCAUGGGUGUUCAUCAGAUAUAUAAUAAUGAAUAUGAUCACCUUUAUGAAAACUAUGAAAAAACGAAUAGUUUGGACACUACGCACAAAUAUCCACCUCUGAUGAUUGAUUCGUCCGUUGAUACAACCGAUUUACAUCAGAAUAACGAGAUGAAUUCACUAAAGGAAUACAUGUCACCAGAAGACCUUGAGGCAUAUAGAAAAAAGAUACACGAGCAAAUAUCGAGAGAAUUAGAUGAAAAGAACCAAAAUUCUUUGCUACUGAAGUUUGGAAGUCUAGUAUAUCGAAUUAUAGAGACUGGAGUAUUUCUGUUGUUAUUUCUCAUUUUUUGUGCAAUACUACAAAGAUUCAAAAUUUUGCCGCCACUAUAUGUAUUAUUAUCCAAAAUUGGAUUUAUGCCUGAAAAGGAAAUCCCCAUAGUUGAGUCGAAAUCGCUAAAUUGUCCCUCUUCAUCGGAAAAUGUAACCAAGCCAUUCGAUAUGAAAUCAGGGAAGCAAGUUGUUUUUGAAGGUGCUGUGAACGAUGGAAGUCUAAAAUCUGAAAAAGAUAACGAUGAUGCUGAUGAAGAUGAUGAAAAAUCACUAGAUUUAACCACAGAAAAGAAGAAGAGGAAAAGAGGUUCGAGAGGAGGCAAAAAGGGCCGAAAAUCACGCAUUGCAAAUAUACCAAACUUUGAGCAAUCUUUAAAAAAUUUGGUAGUAUCCGAAAAAAUUUUAGGUUACGGUUCAUCAGGAACAGUAGUUUUUCAGGGAAGUUUUCAAGGAAGACCUGUUGCGGUAAAGAGAAUGUUAAUUGAUUUUUGUGACAUAGCUUUAAUGGAAAUAAAACUUUUGACUGAAAGCGAUGAUCACCCUAACGUCAUACGAUACUACUGUUCAGAAACAACAGACAGAUUUUUGUAUAUUGCUUUAGAGCUCUGCAAUUUGAACCUUCAAGAUUUGGUGGAGUCUAAGAAUGUAUCAGAUGAAAACCUGAAAUUACAGAAAGAGUAUAAUCCAAUUUCGUUAUUGAGACAAAUAGCGUCCGGGGUAGCACAUUUACAUUCUUUAAAGAUUAUCCAUCGAGAUUUAAAGCCUCAAAAUAUUCUCGUUUCUACUUCGAGUAGGUUUACUGCCGAUCAGCAAACAGGAGCAGAAAAUCUUCGAAUUUUGAUAUCAGACUUUGGUCUUUGCAAAAAACUAGACUCUGGUCAGUCUUCAUUUAGAACAAAUUUGAAUAACCCUUCUGGCACAAGUGGUUGGAGGGCCCCAGAGCUGCUUGAAGAAUCAAACAAUUUGCAGUGCCAAGUCGAAACGGAACACUCUUCUAGUAGGCAUACAGUAGUUUCAUCUGAUUCUUUUUAUGAUCCGUUCACCAAGAGGAGGCUAACAAGAUCUAUUGAUAUUUUUUCUAUGGGAUGUGUAUUCUAUUAUAUCCUAUCCAAAGGGAAGCAUCCAUUUGGAGAUAAAUAUUCACGUGAAAGCAAUAUCAUAAGAGGAAUAUUCAGUCUUGAUGAAAUGAAAUGUCUACAUGAUAGAUCCUUAAUUGCAGAAGCUACAGAUCUGAUCUCCCAAAUGAUUGAUCACGAUCCGUUAAAAAGACCUACUGCUAUGAAAGUUCUAAGGCAUCCGUUGUUUUGGCCAAAGUCGAAAAAAUUGGAGUUCCUUUUAAAAGUUAGUGAUAGGCUUGAAAUUGAAAACAGAGACCCUCCAAGUGCCCUGUUAAUGAAAUUUGACGCCGGUUCUGACUUUGUAAUACCCAGUGGAGAUUGGACUGUCAAGUUUGAUAAAACAUUCAUGGACAACCUUGAAAGGUACAGAAAAUACCAUUCAUCAAAGUUAAUGGAUCUAUUAAGAGCACUUAGGAAUAAAUAUCAUCAUUUUAUGGAUUUACCUGAAGAUAUAGCAGAACUAAUGGGGCCGGUACCCGAUGGAUUUUACGAUUACUUCACCAAGCGUUUUCCAAACCUAUUAAUAGGUGUUUAUAUGAUUGUCAAGGAAAAUUUAAGUGACGAUCAAAUUUUACGUGAAUUUUUGUAUUCAUAA